Messenger RNA from Paramecium octaurelia, 790 nucleotides. The record is from the annotation of a GenBank genome assembly. NCBI's taxonomy places the organism in Eukaryota, Ciliophora, Oligohymenophorea, Peniculida, Parameciidae.
GAUGAAUACAAGAAAUUAUAAAAAAGAUGUAUCAGAUUAAGGCUCUAUCAAAGGAUAAACAAACUAAAACUUUGGAUAUUCAUAACCUCAAUAAUUUUAAGAUGGAAUUUCGAGAAUUCAAGAAGAGAUGAUGGAUCCUCGAAACAUUUAGCCUGAUUCUAUGUUUGUGAAUUUUAGCGGAGUUCUAGAAUGUGGUGAAGUAAAAGAGCUAUUUAAUAAAUUAGUGUGAAGAUGAAGAAUCGUUAAGAAUAGAAUAUGCAGUAAAAUACGGAGGAGAUGAUUGGACAUAUUUGAAAACUAGCGUAUGAUUUCAAAUAAAAUUAGAAUAAUGCUGAUGAUGCAGAACCAAGCGGAAUAUCUUAAUUGAGCACUUCACGAAAUUUACACUCUAGAAAUAUUGUUUGGAAUUUCCCUUUUGAAUGCAACUUUCAAACUAAAAACAUAUUCGGAUGGCCCCAGGUUGUAGUUAGACUUUCAGGUCCAGAUUUCAUGGGAAGAAGUGUGGCCAAAGGCUAUGGAUCCGUUCAUGUUCCAACUUAACCAGGAUAGUAUGAAUUCUGAAUAGUCUUCUAGUCAUGAAAGAGUAAUUAGAAUAUUCAAACCUCUACCAAUUUCUGGUUUCACAGGAUUUUUGGGUUAUUUGUUGGGAAACACUGCUGAACUCAAAAACUUCGAUAAAGUUAUUUCCUCAGGUGAAGGAAGAGAAGUUACAAGAGUUAAAUCGGUGGGAUAUGUAAAAGUUAAGUUUCACGUAACAUUAGUAAAUUUUGAUAAAUUUGGUUAUUUAUGA